Messenger RNA from Humulus lupulus (European hop), 1508 nucleotides. Its product is annotated as aquaporin NIP2-2-like. Gene Ontology annotation, cellular component: membrane. The coding region runs from base 151 to 1182 and encodes 343 amino acids. Gene Ontology annotation, biological process: transmembrane transport. The transcript has 6 exons. The record is from RefSeq and is a predicted model, not a curated record. Gene Ontology annotation, molecular function: channel activity. NCBI's taxonomy places the organism in Eukaryota, Viridiplantae, Streptophyta, Magnoliopsida, Rosales, Cannabaceae.
GAUAAUUAAAAACAGCACGAAUGAGCUUCAAUUUCUUGAAGCAUAUAUAUAUGUGUAUGAUCUAGCUAAUUAGAAAGUAGCACAUAUACAAGGGAAAGUUCUCUACACAAAUAUAAUUAAAAGUUUGUAUUUUUGUGUCUGUCGUUCCGAAUGGAAUUCAAGCCGAGAGGGUCAGACGAAGUAGUGUCGAUGAGUUUGCCCCUUUUGAGCGAUGAAGAUCAGAGGCACAAACAGAAGGAAUAUGGGUCAGGAGGAGCCCAGCAAGACACGGCUGUGCUACUAGAUCAUCGUCAUCAUCGUCCCCAAACAAGCACUCCUCCCAGAUCUUCAUUCCAUGGCCCCAAUACUGCUUUAUCAGAAAUGGGGAGAUCAGUAGAACCAGAACCUGAAUCACAAAUAAUUGAUCAUCAUCACGAUAGCUCAUUCUCUCUUUGGGUGCUGUAUAAAGAGCAUUGUCAGCCUGGUUUUCUUAGAAAGAUUCUGGCAGAGACCAUAGCAACGUUUCUUUUGGUAUUUGUGACAUGUGGUGCGGGUGCCCUGAGUGCAAAUGAUGAGAAUAAAGUCCCAAAGCUCGGAGCAUCCAUCGUCGGCGGCCUCAUUGUGACCGUCAUGAUCUACUCCGUCGGUCAUAUCUCCGGUGCACACAUGAACCCUGCUGUCACUCUAGCCUUUGCUGCUUUUCGACACUUUCCAUGGAAACAGGUUCCAUUCUAUGCAGUAGCUCAACUUACAGGUGCACUUUUAGGUGCAUUUACGCUACGUGAAGUGCUAAACCCAAUACAACAACUUGGCACCACAACACCUUCUGGAACAGAUGUCCAAGCUUUAAUCAUGGAAAUAGUUGUCACCUUUGUUAUGAUGUUUGUCACUUCUGCCGUGGCAACUGAUACUAAAGCUGUUGGGGAGCUGGCUGGUAUUGCAGUGGGUUCAUCCGUGUGCAUAACAUCAGUCUUUGCCGGGCCCAUAUCAGGUGGAUCAAUGAACCCAGUAAGAACGUUAGGCCCAGCAAUAGUGAGUGGAGAGUACAAAGGGAUUUGGGUGUAUAUAGUGGGCCCAGUCAUAGGAACGUUGUUGGCGUCAGGGGCUUACAGAAUAAUUCGAGUGAAUGACAAGGCUGUCCAUGCAAUCUCUCCCUCCAAUUCAUUCAAACUCCCAGCAAAGAUGGACGAUGGAAACGUGUAGUUGAACAAAAUAAAGCACUAUCCGUUUUUAUUUUAUUUUAUAUAUUUAUAUAUAUAUAUAUUAAUUGUGAUAUUUUUUUCCUAUUAAUUUUACACAUUUUUCGUUUUCGUCAAGACACAAUAAAUUGGUUUGUAAAGGUUUUUUUUUUUCUUUUUCUUGAGGGGAAUAAAGUGUUGAGUUUAAUUUCCACUUUAUUAAUUCAUUAUCUCGUACAUAUGAUAUUUUUAUCAUAUGUUAAAGAGCAUGCGUGUGAUUAUGUGUAUCUAAUUGUUGCAAUUUGAAGGUCGUGGGAGAAUUGAAAAUAAAGAGUUUCCAAAUUGUUACCA